UUAUUAUUUAACAAAACAGCUUCUUUGUCUGCAGCCUCUCUCUCUCUCUCUUUCUCCUCCGGGUCGCAGUGGCAAUGGGAGAAGUUGCUGUCUUUGUUGAGACUAACUUGGGAACCCGAAUCGCCAUGACGGUGCCUCUCGAUAUCACAUCACCCGAUUUCAUGAGAAAACUUGAGGAAACACAUGCAAGUUGCCUUUCCAGCUUAGGGGAGAUACGAGUUCAUGCUCUCAUGGUUCAAAGAAAGUCUCACUUGUAUUACCUUGCUCAAUCUGUGCCUAUAAAGUACAUCUUCCGGGAUAACCAUUCUAAGCCCUGGUUUAUCCACGCAGAAGCUACACUUGUUAGCAGAUCACAAGAGCCACGCAUAUCCAACUGCUUUGGUAAAUCUCAAAUUGGACAUUGCUCCGGUUCUAAUAAAUCCCCUCAAGGAGGAGUAGUUGGGCUGAUCCAUGGUGUAAACAAGAAGACUAAGAAGAGAGAGUUUGUUGGUUCUGAAACCAUAGUAAGAUCUUCAUUGUCAACCGCAACAGCUGCUGACUUGAACUCGAAAUGUUUCAUACCAAAAACGCCGGAGAGGGAAACUGGAGAGACUGCGAGUAAAAAAAGUGAAACAUUAAGCAAUAAGCUAAUUGUGGCUGCAAACAACAUCAGAAUGCAAGGAAUGUCUAGAAUGUCUUGUUCACUAUCAUCAUCUAUUUUCAGAAGCAAGAAUCGGAGAAAGAGAUGCAUAGAUGCUAAGACACUCGCUUCUCUUGCAAAGUUUAUGGUCUUUGAGAUACCUGAUACCGAGGAUUGAGUCACCAAAAGCGAGGGAGAGAUACUUUGGACAAAGAAGAUAUGGCUACAUUUCUUCAGUUUGUCACCGGAACAUCAAAGAAGGUUUCAGGUUUGCUUGAACAAAUCUUACCUUCAGAACCAGUGAAAACCCAUCAAUCCGACUUCUCUGUAUAUGCAUGUAAGCUUCAUACUUGUACAUCCUCUUUAGAUUUUAUCCGUCCAUAGGAUCUUUUGGUAAUGACUGAAGAAUGAAAAAAAAAAACAUCGGAGAGGCUACUUUUAUCUGUCAUAUAUGUUAGACUAUUAUUAGGAGUUA
Messenger RNA from Brassica oleracea var. oleracea, 1094 nucleotides. RefSeq lists its product as uncharacterized. The transcript is spliced from 4 exons. NCBI's taxonomy places the organism in Eukaryota, Viridiplantae, Streptophyta, Magnoliopsida, Brassicales, Brassicaceae. The record is from RefSeq and is a predicted model, not a curated record. Bases 75 to 797 code for a protein of 240 amino acids.